This is a messenger RNA of Cloeon dipterum, 1621 nucleotides long. RefSeq names its product facilitated trehalose transporter Tret1-like. Lineage: Eukaryota; Metazoa; Arthropoda; Insecta; Ephemeroptera; Baetidae. The record is from RefSeq and is a predicted model, not a curated record. Bases 19 to 1521 code for a protein of 500 amino acids. Gene Ontology annotation, biological process: transmembrane transport. Gene Ontology annotation, molecular function: transmembrane transporter activity. Gene Ontology annotation, cellular component: membrane. The transcript has 5 exons.
UUACAGGAAAAGAAUAAAAUGAGCGUAUUUUACACACAAAAUCUGCAAAUUUCUGGCCCGAACUCGGAGGAUAUCCUAGAUGGAUCAGCGAAAGGGGCGAAAUUCUGGCAACAGCCCUCCUGUCAGCAGCAACGGAACACCUCUCCAGCCUCCAGUGAAGAGCAGUUGGUGAAGGAAACCAAGCCAUCCUUGUGGCGAGGAGUGAUGGCUGCGGCUCUGGGAAGCUGGUCGUGUUUGGCGAGCGGUGCGAGUUUGGGCUUCAUCACGCCGGCGCUGCCGCUGCUGAAAAGCCCGAUGGAGGGUCUGGUCCUGACCGAAGACACACUCUCGUGGGUCGCUAGUCUGCUGAUGCUGGGAGCCCUCUUCGGGGCAGCUCUCGCGGGGCCGUUGCUGUCCAAGGGCCGCAGGACCACCAUCUGGCUCUCCUCGAUUCCUCUCGCCCUUUCCUGGGCCAUUCUCGCUACGGCAAACGCACCCUGGCCUAUUUUACUGACCCACCUGCUCUUUGGCGUGUGUUUGGGAAUUAUCGGGGACUCGGUGCAGCUGUACGUCAGCGAGAUCGCCCACCCUUCGCACAGAGGGGCUCUCGGCUGCGUGCCGGUCCUCAUGUUCAACGUUGGCACCCUGGCCUGCUACGUUGCUAGUCUAUUUCUCGAUUCGUGGAGACACUUGGCUUGGUUCGGAGUAGCCGUGACGCUUCCAGGCAUCGUCCUGCCGUUCGCAGUGCCCGAGUCCCCGUGCUACCUGGCGUCCAAGAAAAAACUGCACGAGAGCCACGAAGCCCUGAAGCGGCUGAGAGGCGACAAUUUCGACGUGCAGUCCGAGCUGUCUGAACUGCUCCACCUGCAGCCGACGGCCAGCAGCCUCAAGGGCAGGUUUCAAGCCCUGAAAGCGGCCGUGAAACCGAUCCUCCUGGUGGGCAUGGUGCGCACCAGCAGCCGUCUGUGCGGAAUCCGGGCCAUCGUGGCUUAUUUGGAGCCAAUCAUGUCCGCGACGCACUCGACCGUCAGCGCCGAGGCAGCCACGGUGGUCGUCGGCACCGUGCAGUGGGUGGCAACCCUGGCCGCGUGCGGGCUGCUCGACUUUGUCGGACGGAGGCUGCUGCUCAUCUCCUCGCAGGCUGUGAUGGCGUUCGCCCUGCUGGGCAUGGCCUUCGGGCCAGGCGGAGUGUGGCCGCUGCUGUUCCUCAGCCUGUUCAUCGUGGCCAACUCGGUCGGACUGGGACCCGUGUCCGGGCUGCUCCUUGGGGAGCUAGUGGCCCAGCAACACCGGUCGGUGGCGACCUCGGCCACCGGCUCCUUCAGCUGGGUCGUCGCCUUCUUGGUCACCAAGACCUUUUUCGACCUGGAACACUUGCUGGGCGGCAUGGAGGCCGUUCUCGCCCUCUACGCCGCGUUUUGCGCCCUCGGCUCUGUCACGUCAGGCCUCUGGAUUCCGGAGACUAAAGGCGCCUCGCACAUGCAGAUCGAGCAGCUGUGCGAACAGCACGAAGAAAACCAGCCCCAGUUCCGGACUGUGUGAUACAAAUGUUGUGCAAUUUGACUGAGAAAACAGACUUUUGUUAUUAAGUGCCAAUUCAUAUACUUUUUACUGCCAUUAAAUCUGAUGUAAAUUGAUAUAC